Dracunculus medinensis (Guinea worm) is the source of this 99-nucleotide messenger RNA. NCBI's taxonomy places the organism in Eukaryota, Metazoa, Nematoda, Chromadorea, Rhabditida, Dracunculidae. The record is from the annotation of a GenBank genome assembly.
AUGUUGCAUCUUCCGAGUUAUUGCCACAUUAUCAACGGAUUUUACUUACAAAGCUUUAGUAUUUAUUUAUUAACUUUAUUAACUAAUUUUUUUUAUUAA